Apis florea (little honeybee) is the source of this 1697-nucleotide messenger RNA. RefSeq names its product temperature-induced paralytic E. The record is from RefSeq and is a predicted model, not a curated record. Gene Ontology annotation, biological process: regulation of cilium movement; regulation of sodium ion transport. Gene Ontology annotation, molecular function: sodium channel regulator activity. Gene Ontology annotation, cellular component: plasma membrane. NCBI's taxonomy places the organism in Eukaryota, Metazoa, Arthropoda, Insecta, Hymenoptera, Apidae.
AAGCUCGGCCGACUGCAGUAGCCCGGCAUCCGUCGGCGCCGCGGCCAGGACGAAAAUUUCCCGCGGUAUUCCACCGUCGUUGUCGUGUGAACCUCGCCGAUGGGAGCUCGACACUGAUCGAGGAGAAGACCGACUUGACAAUCGAUCAUCGUCGUCGGGGAUCGUCCCGCGAGGGGAGAGGAAUCGUCAAGGGAAAAUAUUGGGGGAGUGGAGAGGAGAGAUACAUCGAAGGGAACGACGACCAUGAGGCGGCAGCCACGACCAGUGGACUGAAAGUUGUGCUGGCCCGUUAUUCCUCCCUCUUCUUCCUUCCGAUUAUUCUUAUCCUGGCCAGAGCUGUGCGGUUCGGAGAAAGAGCGGGUUCGAUCGAGGCGCGGUGAUUCGCGAGAUCGCGCGACAAAUGUGCACGGGGGUGGACAGUGUGACAUAGUGCGGCGACGAAGAGCGACGGGGAGGGAGGGAAAGGCCCUGUGUGAGCGAGAAGAACGCGGGAAGAGGAGGAGGUGGGACAGGAUGCGGGGGCACAGGAAGAGGGCGCAGAGCCCCGACGAUUUCUCUUCUUCUUCAUAGGGGAUCGUUUCGCCUCAUCGACGUCCAACGUGACGACGGUCAGCGAGCACGCCGAGGACGACGACGACGUCAACUAGGUGCAUCCCUGAAACGAGCACUGCCGUUUGUUCUCCGAGAUGGCGGAGGAAAAGGAGAAGCAGACGUUCCUGCAGAAGCUGCUGUUCUACACGACCGCGUUCUUCAUCCUCCUCAGCACCUUCAGCCUCUUUGCCUUCCUCUUCUUGGUCCCCUUCGUCAUCGACCCCGCCUUCACCACCAUCUUCAUGCAGUUCGACACUCGGCCAGCCGAGUGUAUCACUGUCAACGUUGAGUCAAGGAGAGGUACGAGCAACUGCUCAUGGACGUCCUGUAGAGAGGGUUGCACCAAGGAGCUGUACGAUUGCACGCAAAUACGCGUCAACUACAAGCUACCGACUAAUACGUCCGAGGAUAGCGAUGGACAGGGUGAGGGAGGCGGAGCGGUAGGAGGUGUCGAGGAUGACGAAGACAGCACGACGAUGGAAAAACCGCGUUACGACCGCUCCCUAAGGGAGUACGAUUACGUCGAGGACCUUGACGAGGAUUUCGCCGAGGACGACGAAGCAGGACUGCCGAAACCCUUUCCUACAGGGCUCAUGGGCAACGACUCCGAGUGGUACUUCACCGGGGCCAAGCUGUUCCCCAACGUAAAAGGCUGUGGAUACCCUCCAAUGCUGAAUUGCAGUAUUUUCUACCGGCAGUACGCCAUCAUAGGGCAGAACUUUAGCUGUUACUACUCGAAAGUGGACCCCGGGAUAGUCAUCAGCGACCUCGACAUGUGGCAGGUGUACAUGAAUCUGGUGUACGCGAUGGCGAUUCCGAUACCGUCUUUCAUAAUCUCGGUGAUAUAUCUCACCAUCGCCUACUUCAAGAUCUACAACGAAGACGAGGUGGUCCUCGUGGGCGGGGAGGAGGGCGAGGAGGGCGGGGAGGGCGAAGGGAGUAACGCGACACCCCUGCCACUGACGAGCGGCGCCCUUACGCCCGGCAGCGAGGCUUUCAGGGAAGACCUAGCGAGCUUUGGGCAUCAGCUGAAGGUCGCCAUGGCCGACGACAUCAGCAGGGAAAGCCUGGAUGGGAUACCAAACUCGUACUCCAUUCAGGGGUAA